CAAAGGUCAAACCUGUGAACCUAUCCCUUCGAAACCUCUCUCUCCUGUGAGGUUUCUAGUGUCUUUCAGUUAACAUAGAAGAUUCAUCCAAACCCUAAUAGCAGAGGAAAACCAUGGCGACAAAGCUUUUGGUUUCAAAAAUCCGCGAAACAUGUUACAGAAUCUCACCAUCAAUUCAUCACCUCCGGAGUUUCUCCAUGGCAGCCACCGCUGCGGCUCCACCACCUCUGCAAGAAGAAGAAUCAGAAGGAAUUUCAAUGAAAGGAGUAAAAAUUUCAGGUAGACCACUUUAUUUGGAUGUACAAGCAACAACACCAGUUGAUCCUAGAGUGUUAGAUGCUAUGCUUCCAUAUUAUAUCUCGCGUUAUGGUAAUCCUCAUUCUAGAACUCAUCUGUAUGGUUGGGAAUCUGAUCUUGCUGUUGAAAAAGCUCGAUCUCAAGUUGCUUCAUUAAUUAAAGCUUCACCUAAAGAAAUUGUUUUCACUUCUGGUGCUACUGAAAGUAAUAAUAUCUCAGUUAAAGGUUUAAUGCAUUUUUAUAAAGAUAAGAAACGUCAUGUUAUUACUACUCAAACUGAACAUAAGUGUGUUCUUGAUUCAUGUCGUCAUUUACAACAAGGAGGUUUUGAAAUUACUUAUCUUCCUGUUGGGAAUGAUGGGAUAAUCGAUCUAGAAGGAUUAAGAGCAGCGAUUAGGCCUGAUACAGGACUUGUUUCGAUUAUGGCGGUUAAUAAUGAAAUUGGAGUUAUUCAACCAAUGGAGGAAAUUGGAAAAAUUUGUAAGGAAUUUAAUGUUGCGUUUCACACUGAUGCGGCUCAGGCCUUGGGUAAGAUUCCUAUUGAUGUGGAAAAGAUGAAUGUGAGCUUGAUGUCAUUAAGUGGGCAUAAGAUUUAUGGACCUAAAGGUGUUGGUGCACUUUAUAUGAGGAGAAGACCCAGGGUCAGGGUUCAGGCACAGAUGAACGGUGGAGGACAAGAGAGAGGGAUAAGAAGUGGAACUGUUCCAACACCGUUGGUUGUUGGUAUGGGCGCUGCUUGUGAGGUUGCAAUGAUGGAAAUGGAGUAUGAUGAAAAGAGAAUUUCUGCUUUACAGGAACGUUUGUUAAAUGGAAUUAGAGCCAAGAUUGAUGGCGUUGUGGUCAAUGGAAGUACUGAGAGUAGGUAUGCGGGGAAUAUGAAUUUGUCUUUCGCUUAUGUUGAAGGGGAAAGUUUGCUAAUGGGUUUGAAAGAGGUUGCAGUUUCUAGUGGUAGUGCUUGUACGAGUGCAAGUUUGGAGCCAUCUUAUGUUUUGAGGGCAUUGGGUGUUGAAGAGGAUAUGGCUCACACGUCAAUUAGGUUUGGAAUUGGUAGGUUCACUACAGAAGCUGAGAUUGAUCGAGCUGUGGAGCUUACAGUAAGGCAGGUGGAGAAGUUAAGAGAGAUGAGUCCACUUUAUGAGAUGGUCAAGGAAGGGAUUGAUAUCAAAAGCAUCCAGUGGUCACAGCAUUAAAAUAAUCAGAUGCGUGAUGCAGGAUGUGUAACGUGCCAUAUGUAUGCAGAAUAGGCUUCCAGGUGAAAGAUCUUGAAAAUAAGUGGGACCAUGGUACAAAAAUUGCCUUCCACCCUUGCGUGUUUAGGUAAUAAGUGAAUCGCAGAGCACUCGAGGAAGAUUGAAGUGAUUCAAGUGAAGAAAACAAUCAAAACAAUUUGGUUCUAAUACCAUGGUGUAUAAAAUUUUGGGAACCAUUUUAUCUUUUUUAGAAAUUUACUGUUUCUUUUGUUUUAUUGUCGUGGUUGAUUCUCCAUUAAUACGAUUUGGUGCUCUAUGUCUAACUUAGACUUGCCAGAUAAGGGAAGGAUAGUCUGAUUUAUUUC
This is a messenger RNA of Papaver somniferum (opium poppy), 1852 nucleotides long. RefSeq names its product cysteine desulfurase, mitochondrial-like. Gene Ontology annotation, cellular component: cytosol; mitochondrion. Bases 114 to 1487 code for a protein of 457 amino acids. Gene Ontology annotation, biological process: [2Fe-2S] cluster assembly. Lineage: Eukaryota; Viridiplantae; Streptophyta; Magnoliopsida; Ranunculales; Papaveraceae. The transcript has 2 exons. The record is from RefSeq and is a predicted model, not a curated record. Gene Ontology annotation, molecular function: pyridoxal phosphate binding; cysteine desulfurase activity.